AUGGCGCUAAGGGAAGGAGCGCACCGGUCUGGCCGACAUGGGCACGCGGCGGGCGAAUCAUCCAAAAAAAGUCGUGAACACAGGAAAAAAAAAGCCGCCACGACGAGGCCGGCGACGACAUCGACCGCCGACGAGAGCCGAGAACCGAGGCGGAAGCGUCGACCAUCAUCGUCACGAAACCUGUCGGCUGGCGCGUUGGCGCAGUUGAACCGAGAAAAUGAUCGGCGGAAGCGCCAGGCAGAGAGAGACCGGCGGAAGCACCACGGCGGCGAGUAUCACGAGGUGGACACGACACCUCGGUCGACGCCGCGAAAACCGCGCAAAAAUCACAAGAGCAGGAAGAAGAGGGUCGUGAGCGGCGCCGUCAUGGAGGAAGGGCGGGCGGGAAGGUCUGGCUUAAGGGGCGGCGGCAGCUGGGGGGAUGUUGAGCUCGAAAAGGAGGAGCUGCAUCGCCGCCACAAGAAAGAAAAGUCCCGGAAAAGGUUGUGGAUGAUGGUUGGAAUCACCAGCGUCGUCAUCAUUGUCAUUGUCGUUGUAGCUGUCGUUGUUGGCAAAAAGAACGGCAGUGACAACGACUCCCCGUCCACAUCCUCUGCACUCAAGGGGAAGGAUCCCAAUCAAGUCCCCGCGCAGUGGAAAAAUACAUAUCUUGACCCAUGGAGCUGGAAGACAACUACAGACUUCAACGUUACCUUUACGGAUCAAAUGGUGGGCGGACUUCCCGUGAUGGGCCUGUUUUCGGAGUGGGACGACUCGGCGAAAGCAAACGACAAGGUGCCAGCGUUGAACGAAGAUUGGGGUCCCUACGGCAGCCGACCUGCGCGCGGAGUGAACCUGGGGGGCUGGCUGUCGCUGGAGCCGUUCAUCACACCAUCUCUCUUCGACUACAAUGUUCAAAUGGGCAUCGUUGACGAAUGGACGCUGUGCCGGCACCUUGGAGAGUCUGCCGCGAGCAACUUGGAAAGCCACUAUGCCUCGUUUGUGACCGAGGACACGUUCAAGGCCAUCGCCGCGGCAGGGCUCGACCACGUACGGAUUCCCUUUUCGUAUUGGGCGGUUGAGGUGUACGACGGAGAUGCAUAUGUGUUCCGAGCAUCGUGGCGGUACCUCCUGCGAGGGAUCGAGUGGGCACGGAAGUACGGCCUCCGCGUCAACCUGGAUCUCCACGGCCUUCCGGGCAGUCAAAACGGCUGGAACCACAGCGGGAGAUGGGGCGCCAUAGGAUGGCUCAACGGCACCGACGGAGCACUCAACGGCAAGAGGUCGUUGGAGAUUCACGACAGACUUAGCCAGUUCUUCGCCCAGGAGCGCUACAAGAACAUACUCACGCACUACGGGCUGGCCAACGAGCCGCGAAUGACGUUUUUGAAGACGGCGGACGUGGUACAAUGGACGGAAGAUGCGUACAAGAUUGUGCGAAGGAACGGCGUCAGGGCGCUGGUCAUCUUUGGUGAUGGCUUCAUGGGUCUCGACAACUGGAAGGGGCUCAUGACGGGCUACGACGACAUGGUGCUGGACGUCCACCAGUACGUGAUUUUCAACGAGAACCAAAUCGUCUUCUCACACCAGAAGAAGAUUGAAUACGCCUGCGAGGGAUGGACCCGACAGACUCUGCAAAGCAUGAACACGCAGACGGGUUACGGGCCGACGAUUUUCGCCGAGUGGUCUCAGGCCGACACGGACUGUGCCAGGCAUCUCACAAACGUCGGCUGGGGCAAUCGCUGGGAGGGCACCCUGGACACGGGAAGCGCGAGCACGUCGGUCCUCACGCCUCGGUGCCCGACCAAGGACAGCAGCUGUUCGUGUGCGCAGGCCAACGCAGACCCGAGCAAGUACGGCGGGCAGUACAAGAAGUUUCUCCAGAUGUUUGCCGAGGCGCAGAUGCACAGCUUCGAGAAGGGCUGGGGCUGGUGGUACUGGACGUGGAAGACGGAGAGCGCGCCCCUGUGGAGUUACGAGGCGGCUCUGAAGGCGGGAAUCAUGCCUAGCAAAGCUCACAGCCGCGAUUUCAACUGCGACUCGGAUGUUCCCGAUUUCGCCAAGAGCGGGCUGGCGGAGAACUACUAA
This is a messenger RNA of Metarhizium album ARSEF 1941, 2067 nucleotides long. Its product is annotated as exo-beta-1,3-glucanase. NCBI's taxonomy places the organism in Eukaryota, Fungi, Ascomycota, Sordariomycetes, Hypocreales, Clavicipitaceae. The coding region runs from base 1 to 2067 and encodes 688 amino acids. Gene Ontology annotation, molecular function: beta-glucosidase activity. The record is from RefSeq and is a predicted model, not a curated record. Gene Ontology annotation, biological process: glucan catabolic process. Gene Ontology annotation, cellular component: extracellular region; cell surface. The transcript is spliced from 2 exons.